CGCGCGGAAAACAUGUUGAUUAAGCGGAGCCUACUCCCAUUCUCUCUGGGCACUUUCGUCAAACACCUUCCGACCGCCAAUCCACCGCCGUCGUUCUCGCCGCUCGGAUUCCGACGAGAAACCUUCUCUACGAAUACAAUCAAAUCCUCUCACUUCCAAACCCUAACUUCCUCUCAGCAGGACCAACUCCGUCUCUACGUAGAUUCGCUUCUUCAAUGGAACCAGAAAAUGAAUUUGACGGCGGUUACGGAGGUGGACGAGGUCAUGGAAAGGCAUGUGGAGGACUCGCUUGCGAUAAUACCUCCGAUUCGGAAUUCUUAUCUUUCGCAUUGUAGCUCUUCGUGUGAUCACCUCAAGCUUGUUGACGUUGGGAGUGGCGCCGGUCUUCCCGGACUGAUCCUAGCCAUUGCCUGUCCUGGUUGGGAAGUUACUCUUAUGGAGUCUAUGAACAAACGUUGCGUUUUCUUGGAGCAUGUGAUUGCUUAUGUUGGUUUGGCCAAUGUUCAAGUUGUCAGAGGAAGAGCAGAGAAUUUGGGGCGGGAUCAAUGCUUCAGAGAGAAAUUUGAUGUAACAGUUGCCAGAGCAGUUGCGGAAAUGAGAGUCUUAGCUGAAUACUGUCUUCCUCUGGUUCGCGUUGGGGGUUUGUUUGUGGCUGCGAAGGGCCACGAUCCUGAGGUAGAAGUUACAAAGGCAGAAAGAGCAAUUGAAAUGAUGGGAGCAUCUGUAUUACAAGUAUGCUCUGUGGAAUCUCACAGUCCGCAUGGACAGAGAACUGCGGUCGUAUGUUUUAAGGCUCGUCCCACACCAAAGAAAUAUCCCCGUGAUCCAGGUACACCAGCAAAACUUCCAUUGUAAAUAUUCAAAUGCGCAUUAUUUCACUAUUUGUUGUAGUUGUUGCCUUUCCUACCCAUCUUCACCAACUUUUGUUAUGGCAACUUGUACGUUGAGAAUUCUAAACUUUUCCUAUUUGUAGUUCGAGUGACUAUUAAGAAAUAAAACUCACCUUUUGA
Morus notabilis is the source of this 1010-nucleotide messenger RNA. RefSeq names its product ribosomal RNA small subunit methyltransferase G. Gene Ontology annotation, molecular function: rRNA (guanine-N7-)-methyltransferase activity. Bases 13 to 855 code for a protein of 280 amino acids. The transcript is spliced from 7 exons. NCBI's taxonomy places the organism in Eukaryota, Viridiplantae, Streptophyta, Magnoliopsida, Rosales, Moraceae. Gene Ontology annotation, biological process: rRNA processing. Gene Ontology annotation, cellular component: cytoplasm; cytosol. The record is from RefSeq and is a predicted model, not a curated record.